AGUGAUUUCCUUCUUCGGGAGAAAAUGGUGGGAUCAAGUAUGCAUCAAGUCAAGACCGGGCUCAGCUUUCUGCGUCAGCGAGCCUUUGUUCGAUUCUGCUCUGGAUACACUUCAGCCGCGAACGCUUUGACGGACAGAAAGGAAGUCGUUCCGAACGCUGCUAUUGCAUUCAAUGCCGAAAAGGGGCGACAGUGGUCGUUGAUUUCUCGCAUUGAAAAGGUUCAAGUUCGGUUCAAAGGGAUACCCAAGGAUUGCACCAUGUUGAUGAACAAGCUCCAGUCGACCCCUUUUGAUUGUGCAAAGCAUUUGUCGGAGAAUUGGAUGAAGCGGGCUGCGAUUGCGGAGGUUGAUGGGAAACCAUGGGAUAUGCAUAGGCCACUGGAGAGCGAUUGUGAGCUGAGACUUAUCAGUUUGGAUGCUCCUGAUGCAGCGCUGACUGAAGCAAACGCGGCAUUCUGGCGAUCAUGUGCCAUGAUGCUUGGCGCUGUUGCGAGUUCUUCCUUCAAGUCGGAGAUCCGAUCAUUUCCCUACUCCUUCCCGCCACCGAAUGUUCGUUCCGGGAGCUUCGUUUACGAUGUCGUCCUCGAGGGACUUGAAUCGUGGUCCCCAUCCAAGGACGAAUUGCGUCUCAUGUCGACGCAAAUGGUGAAGUUGGCUGGAAAGAACUUCCCAUUCGAAUUCCUGAGAGUUACCGCUGAAAGAGCCCAGGAAAUCAUGAGGGACAAUCCUUUCAAGGUGGCUCAACUCCCGUCUAUUGCCGCGGCGAACAAUGGUCAGGUUACGCUGUACAAGGUUGGUAAUUACGUCGAUAUCAGUAAAGGACCAAUGAUCGGAAGAACUGGUCAGUUGGGAAGAUGUACGGUGACUGCUGUUCGGAAGCAUGAAAUUGAAGGAGGCCCGAGUUUGUACAGGUUCCAGGGUGUCGCUUUACCCUCGAACAUAAUGUUGAACCAUUUCGCCUACGGGUUGAUCGAGGAACGUGGCCGGAAAUUGAAUCCCGCCAAGAUGCCUACCGCUGUUCCUUCGCUGUCGUGAAAAGGGUGUUCAGCUUUGUUUAUUGCAUAUUCGUGAGUGGAAGAAAAAGGAAUACAUGACGCGAAGUCGGUUUUUUUUUUCUUUCAAGAAGUUUGCUUCAGUCAAUUUGUGGUCGCGCGGCUGAGUCAGUUGUUUUGGUCGGUAUACUGUACAGUAUUUACUGGCGUAACACGCCCAUUUUUUGCGAAAAACAUUGAGAAGGAAAAAUUUCGUGCGCAUCAUACUCGAGUCACUUGGCAGAAACUGUUGGUCUAAACUGCAAAAUGCAGUUGUUCAAAAAUACUGCGGAUAAAAAUGUGGAAAUAUCCUUGAAUAAAGUUGAAAGUAAUUAUUUUUCGAUUCAUUUUCCAUUCGAAAGGAACAUACUGUAUAUUUGAGACUAACGUAAGAUGUUUAAAGACAGAACUCGUGUUUUUAGCGUGUAAAUUUUUGUUUAUCUCCGAAAUCAGGGAAAAGUGAGACAAGCUUCUUACGCAGGGUUGGACUUUUUGUAUUUUUUAAAUCAUAGUGAGUGUCUUACUUGAACGCGUGUGGUACUUCAAGUGUCUCUUUUGAAAUCAACUGCGAAUCUGUUGUAGUGUUCGUCCUGUUGGCUGUUGCAUUGAAGAGCAGUUUUAAAAAGUUGCCUCAAGUGUUGAAGUAACUAAAUUCGAUGAUAAAUUUUGAACCUUUUGUGCCUGCAUUUCUCUCAUAACCUCGAUCUCUUUCUGUACAAAAUGUUCAUAUAAAUUUAGAUGGUCGACUACUCGAAGUAAAUCACUGUACGGUA
Notodromas monacha is the source of this 1804-nucleotide messenger RNA. Lineage: Eukaryota; Metazoa; Arthropoda; Ostracoda; Podocopida; Cyprididae. The record is from the annotation of a GenBank genome assembly.